CACAGACGCACACACACAGACGCACACACACACAGACAUUCCCACACACACGCGCACCGCGCUCACCACCGCUCCACCUCCACCACACGGGGAGCGAACCUCCAGGGCGGCACCGCGCUCGCUCUCUCCCCUCUCUCUCCUCGUCCCGCGGGGAGUGCGAGGAGAUGGCGACUCUCACCUCUCCACCGCCGUCGUCUACCUCGUCGAGCCUCCACCACAACCACCACCGCCUCCACCUCGCAUCCAUGGCCACCACCAUCAUCAUCAUCGCCCUGCCCACGAUCGUUAUCGCGGCCUACGCCUCCCCGGCGUCCGCGCAAACGCCUCGGCCUCGCCUGGACUCGCCGCCGCAGGCGACCCCGGGGCCCGGGGACGCGGGUCACGGCGAUGCGGGUCACGGCGACGCGGGUCACGUCGACGCGGGUCACGGUGGCGGGAUCCACGUGGUGAGCCUCGACUACGCCCACGUGCAGGUCCCGUUCGAGAUCACGCUGUGGAUCCUGCUCGCCUCGCUCGCCAAGAUGGGCUUCCACCUGGCGCCGAAGGUGUCGUCGCUGGUGCCCGAGAGCUGCCUGCUGAUCGUGGUGGGCCUCCUCGUGGGCAUGAUCAUCCUGGGUCGCGCGAGCAGUUCGCCGCCCGUCAUGAGCACCGACGUCUUCUUCUUCUACCUGCUGCCGCCCAUCGUGCUCGACGCCGGCUACUUCAUGCCCAUACGGCCCUUCUUCGAGAACGUGGGCACCAUCCUGUGGUACGCUCUGGUGGGCACCCUUUGGAACGCCUUCGGGAUCGCCUUCUCGCUCUACGCCAUCUGCCAGGUGAGGGUGGUGAGGGAUAGGGAGGUGGUCCCGGCGUUUGGCCUGGCCGACGUGUCCCUGCUCCAGAAUCUGCUGUUCGGCCUCAUCUCCGCCGUGGACCCGGUGGCGGUGCUGGCUGUGUUCGAGGAGAUCCACGUCAAUGAGCAGCUCUACAUCCUCGUGUUCGGGGAGUCGCUGCUCAACGACGCUGUCACCGUGGUGCUCUACCAGCUGUACGCGGCCCUCUGCGCCAUGGCGGUGAUCUCGGCGAGCGACUUUGCCCUGGGCGUGGCCAAGUUCUUCGUGGUGGGGCUGGGCGGCAUCGCCGUGGGCGUGGUCUACGGCCUGCUGGCCGCCCUCAACACGCGCUUCACCGCGCACAUCCGCGUCAUCGAGCCGCUCUUCGUCUUCCUCUACAGCUACGCCUCCUACAUCACCGCCGAGAUGUUCCACCUGUCGGGGAUCAUGGCGCUGAUAGCGUGCGCCAUGUGCAUGAAGCGCUACGUGGAGGCGAACGUGUCGGAGAAGUCCGCCGUGACCAUCAAGUACUUCAUGAAGAUGCUGAGCAGCGUGAGCGAGACGCUCAUCUUCAUCUUCCUGGGCGUGUCCACGGUGGACGAUCAGCACGAGUGGAACUGGGCCUUCGUGUGCGCCACGCUCCUCUUCUGCCUCGUCUGGAGGGCCACGGGGGUGUUCCUGCUCACGUUCGUCAUCAACAAGUUCCGCAUGGUGACGCUGACGAAGAAGGAUCAGUUCAUCAUCGCCUACGGGGGCCUGCGCGGUGCCAUCUGCUUCUCGCUCGUCUUCCUCCUCGACAGCGCCCACUUCCCCCGCAAGAAGCUCUUCAUCACGGCCACCAUCGUCGUCAUCCUCUUCACCGUCUUCGUGCAGGGGAUGACAAUCCGUCCGCUGGUGGAGCUGCUGGAGAUCAAGAAGAAGAAGGAGCACGAUCCUAGCAUCACGGAGGAGACCAACAUCCGGUUUAUGGAUCACAUCCUGGCCGGAGUUGAGGACAUCUGUGGGCACUAUGGCCAUCACCACUGGAGAGACAAGUUUGAGAAGUUCAAUACCCAGUACCUGAAGCGCUUCCUCCUGCGCGACCCAACGUCCCGGGAGUCGUCCAUCGUGAACACGUACAACAAGAUCGAGCGGCGCCUCGCCAUCCAGCAAAUCACGCACGCGCCCUCCACCGCCUCCGCACUGUACCGGCAGGGCGAGGAGGCGGUGGUGGUGGCGCCGGAGAUGAACCCGGAGCGCAUGGAGGACGUCCGCAAGCUGGUGGAACAGCACUUCUACCGCACGCGCCAACGCCUGACUUCGUACAACCGCCACACGCUGCCGGCCGACCUCAUGGAGAAGCAGGCCGGAGAGAUUCUCUUGCGGCGGCGAAAGUUCAACGACCUCAAGCGGCGGUUCAACUCGGAGCGGCCCAAGCGGGGGGAGCUGCAGCAUCAGCUGUCGGUUCCCACGGAGACGGCGUCCGACGCUCACGGCCGCAAGCUGAACCGCGCCAAGACAGUGGGCUACUACGUGGAGGUGGACGAGACGGAGGAGGGGGGGGACGAGGAGGUCGCGACCCCCACGAGCCCCCGCGACCCCCGCGCCGACCCCGGCACCCCCGGCGACGAGGACGUCUUCACCCCCGGCGACGUCGCCGCCGGCUCUCCCCCGGGCUUCCCCAAUAACGGCCCUCCCCAGAAGCCUCGUGCCUCUCGGCUUGGAUCAGAACCAGGGCCACAGCGUCCUGGGCCCAGCUUUGAGGAGGAGGAGGAGGAAGAUGGUGAUGGUGGUGGUGAUGGAACGAGCCAGCCCUUCCUCAAAAAGAAUGCGUGACGGAGGUGUGGGGGUGGUGGUGAUGGUGGUGAUGAUGGUUUAGACGUUGGUGGUGGAGGUGAUGAUGAUGGUGAUGGUGGUG
Molecule: messenger RNA, 2709 nt
Organism: Petromyzon marinus (sea lamprey)
Lineage: Eukaryota; Metazoa; Chordata; Hyperoartia; Petromyzontiformes; Petromyzontidae
Source: RefSeq, a predicted model, not a curated record